Molecule: messenger RNA, 2928 nt
Organism: Brenthis ino (lesser marbled fritillary)
Lineage: Eukaryota; Metazoa; Arthropoda; Insecta; Lepidoptera; Nymphalidae
Source: the annotation of a GenBank genome assembly
AUGUUUGGUGGUGUAAGAUUAAAAGUUUCUUUUACUCAUGAAAGAUCUUGUUUUGCGUACAUAAAUCCAAAGUAUAGUUCCAAGAAUGAACAGUCUCUGUGUGUACAAGUCCUGUCUAAGGAAAAACAGAUAUUACUUUGGGUGGUUUUCAACAAUAGUGUUCAAGAAGGCCAUUUAGCAUGCAAUCCUAUUUAUAGCAAAUUAUUAGGCUUUGAAGAGGGUUUAGAGGUAUUUGUGGUACCUUAUGGAGAUGUUAAGAUAUUAGAUGAGUUGUAUGUUGACACUGAUAGUCCAGAUGACCAAGAGAUUUUGGAACAUAAUGCUGAAAUUUUACAACUUAGAAUAUUAGAUCAACUUAGACUUGUGGUCGCUAAUCAAAAAGCUGUUGUUUGGAUAUCAACAUCCUUACCUAUAGUUUUCAUACCAAAACAAACUGGUCUAUUAGUCAAUCACAGUAGAAUUAUAGUUAAAGUUGAUGCUUUCAAUAGCUAUAAAGGAGGCCUUAGUAAUUCUUAUGUACAAGUACCUAAAGAAACAGAUAAUAAAUUUAAUAAUAUUGGUACUAUAAAUAGUGGUAUGCUUCAGCCUUAUUUAAAUACACCACAGAGGUUAGUAUUAAGAGCUCUUCCAAUUGAUAGUGAUGGUAAAAAGAACUUAAUACAUCCAUACACAGUGUUCAUUCAUGAAGAUUUAUUGGAUACCAAACUAAAAGAUAUUAUGGUCAUUCUGGCUACUAUGAGUAAUAUACCUACAAUUAUAACAGAAAAUAUAGAAGAAAAUGUUGAAAAUAAAAAUCAAAUUGAUGGUUUGUGUGUUGAAAUAGUGCCCAUUGACAAUGUGGUUUAUAGAAGUCUUUGUAGAGAAGUAUACAAUAGGAAUAUACCAACAGUACUUAUACCUAAAUCGUUAAAUCUGAUAAUAAAUAUUGAGAAUGGAAUGAAAAUAAUUUUUAAUAUAAUUGGAGAUAAAGUGGAACAUCCAGAUCAUAUUGAUGUUAUUACAUAUACAGAAAAAAUUCAAACAGAAAUAGAUGUAAUAGACAAGUUCAAGAAGUGUGUGGUAGAAAAUACUCACUCGGGUAAACAGUUUUUGAUUAACGAUGGAAUGGUGAAACAAAAUGUACAUAUAAGCAAUGGAUUUUUGAAAUUCAAAUUGAAGCCUGAAAAGUUAAAAUAUACGAUGUUGAAUUCUGAAUCAUUUAGAAAUUGUACUGUCGCAGCAAAAUGCUUUUCUGAUACAGAUCUGGAAAUGCCCAAAGUGGUGGCUUCAAAGCUAGAAUAUGAUUAUAAAAACUAUUGUAGAACAAUAAGAUCUGUUCAAAAUUUGGUGGAAAAAGUGAUAUCUCAUGUUAACUUUGAAGUACAAAGAGAGGCCAGUUUUAAGGGUAUGUCGGAAAUAAAAAGCAAUGUGUUGAUUACUGGUCAAAGUGGAUCUGGAAAAUCGUCAAUCUGUCACAUAGUACAAAAAGAACUGACUUUAUGGUCUCAUAUACUUCACUGCCGAUCCCUCAAAGGACGCAAAGAUGUAACUGAAGUGAUAGGAAAAGCAAUAUUAAUGUGUCAAGAACAUAGUCCAUCAGUACUGAUAUGUGACGAUGUGGAUGCACUGGUUCCGCCAAACACAGAGGGAGCAUCGCCACAAGAUAUUGCAUAUUAUCAAAGAUUGGCAGUUAUAAUCAAACAUAUGCUGCAGACUUGUGCGGGUGUGUGUGUUUUGAUGAUGUCACUAAGUAUGAAGAGUCUGCAUCCAACGUUACGGCAGUUCAAUGGAAAACCAAUGUUUACAGCGCACUUUGAUAUACCAGAACUGAAACAAGAAGAUAGAGUGGAACUGUUCAAACAUUUGAUAAAUGACAAGAUCCGGGAGUCGUUUCUGGUGGAAGACGAUGACGUCACGCGCCUGGCGAUGGAUACGUCAGGAUGCAAUGUCAGAGAACUUGUCGAUUAUUUGAAUAAGAAGAUAUUUAAAGGUGUUAAAAAGAAAAAAGUAAUCGGAACAGACAAACCACGUCUCAUAGAAGAAACGGCAAAGGAUGAAGAGAAAACCCGGGCGUUCGACAUCUGGGGCGAGCUGGGCGGCAUGCAUGAUGUCAAGCAAAAAAUUACCGAGAGUAUAUUUUGGCCACUUAUGUAUCCAGGCCUGUUCCCAUCCCAGUCCGCGGGUAUCCUGCUGUACGGGCCGCCGGGCACGGGCAAGUCGCACGUGGGCUCGUGCCUGGCGCGCCUCGCCGGCGUGCGCCUCGUCGCGGUCAAGGGGCCCGAGCUGCUCUCCAAGUACAUUGGGCAGAGUGAGAAGGCCGUGAGGGAUGUGUUUGAUAAAGCCGAUAUGCAACGUCCGUGCAUUCUAUUCUUCGACGAAUUCGACAGUCUCGCGCCCAAACGCGGCCACGACUCCACGGGCGUGACGGACCGCGUGGUGAACCAGCUGCUGGCGCGGCUGGACGGCGCGGAGGGCGGCGCGGCGGGCGCCGUGCUGGCCGCCACCUCGCGCCCCGACCUCGUGGACCCCGCGCUGCUGCGGCCGGGCCGGCUGCAGCUGCACGUCUACUGUGCCCUGCCUGAUCUGACCGGUCGCUACGAAGUGCUGAAGACCCUCACGCAAAGCGUAUCGAUAUCUGAGGAGGUGGACCUCCAGGAGUUGGCGGAGAAGACCGACGGCUUCUCGCCCGCUGAUCUCAAAUCAUUGCUCGUCACCGCCCAGUUGGGGAGAUUGGAACGACUUUUGGUUAGCAAUGGCGACAAGAACUUGGAGUCAGUUGUGGUUUACAAGGAAGAUAUACUGAGCGCGUUGGAAGAGACCAAGCCUUCGUUGUCAAAGGAACAAAGAUUGUUUUAUGAUAUGAUAUAUAAAAGGUUUAGAGGCGAGACACUGUCGCCAGAAGAGAAGCUGAUAUCACAACUAAUGCAAAAGCAAAGAGUGACUUUAGCU